AUGGCCCAGACUCACACCCUCCCUCCUCUUCCCUACGCCUACGAUGCUCUCGAGCCCGUCAUCUCGAAGCAGAUCAUGGAGAUUCACCACCAGAAGCACCAUCAAACAUACGUCAAUAACUUGAACGCCGCUCUUUCGGCUCAGGUCUCCGCAACACAGACCAAUGAUGUCCCUGCUCUGAUCAGCCUGCAACAAAAGAUCAAGUUCAAUGGCGGUGGGCACAUCAACCACUCCCUCUUCUGGAAGAACCUGACGCCGCCCGGUACUCCUGGUAAUCAAUUAGCCAGUGCUGCACCUGCACUUGGUGACGCCAUUAACUCUCGCUGGGGCUCCUACGAUGCUUUCACCAAAGCUUUCAGUGCCGAGCUCCUCGGCAUCCAGGGAAGCGGUUGGGGAUGGCUGGUCAGCAAGGGUGGCCCCAAGGGACGUCUGGAGAUCGUUACCACCAAGGACCAGGAUCCCGUAGCCAGUAGUGAUGUCCCUAUCUUCGGCAUUGAUAUGUGGGAGCACGCCUACUACCUCCAGUACCUCAACAAUAAGGCAAGCUACGUCGAGGGCAUCUGGAAAAUCAUCAACUGGGCCGAAGCCGAGAAGCGCUACACAGCUGGCGUGGAGAACCCGUUGAAGCUUUAA
Molecule: messenger RNA, 633 nt
Organism: Penicillium maclennaniae
Lineage: Eukaryota; Fungi; Ascomycota; Eurotiomycetes; Eurotiales; Aspergillaceae
Product: superoxide dismutase
Exons: 3
Coding region: 1-633 (210 amino acids)
Biological process (GO): superoxide metabolic process
Cellular component (GO): mitochondrion
Molecular function (GO): metal ion binding; superoxide dismutase activity
Source: RefSeq, a predicted model, not a curated record